Molecule: messenger RNA, 1158 nt
Organism: Penicillium cataractarum
Lineage: Eukaryota; Fungi; Ascomycota; Eurotiomycetes; Eurotiales; Aspergillaceae
Product: putative SIR2 family histone deacetylase
Exons: 1
Coding region: 1-1158 (385 amino acids)
Molecular function (GO): NAD+ binding
Source: RefSeq, a predicted model, not a curated record
AUGACGACGCCUGCAAUUCGAAUCCCCUUCACGGGCCCAUUACCUCCAGCCAUCGUCGUCCCACCAUCCGCCAGGACCAUUGCGGGGGCGAUCGACGCCGUGAGCGCCUUCUUCACGGCGUCACCAUCCCUGCACCUCCGGGGCAUCGACGUGGGUAGAAACACUCAGACCGUCCUCCUAACCGGUGCUGGUAUCUCCGUCGCAUCAGGGCUGUCCGACUACCGCGGGGACCAGGGUACAUAUCGUCGAAACAAGUCCUACCGGCCUAUCUAUUUCCACGAAUUCGCGACACGCCAUGAGUCGCGCAAGCGAUACUGGGCUCGGAGUUUCGUCGGGUGGCCGGGGCUCGUGAAAGCGAAGCCUAAUUCAACUCAUUGGGCGAUUCGAGAUCUCGGACUCAAAGGGUAUAUCAGCUCUGUUGUGACGCAGAAUGUCGAUUCGUUCCAUUCCCUAGCUCACUCGGAACUAUCUACGCUUGAAUUACAUGGGUAUCUACGGUCCGUGGUCUGUACGAGCUGUCGCAAUCAGUUCUCACGACAAGAGUUCCAGGAAUCAUUGGAGAGGUUGAACCCGGCAUGGGCGGAAUUUCUUGCUCGCAUGGUCGCCGGCGGUGCUCUUGAUACUGAUAACCCCGAGGAGCAACGAAGGAAAGGAUUGAAACUCAAUCCCGACGGUGAUGUCGACCUGGCCGAGGCACCUUAUUCGACUUUUCGAUAUCCCUCGUGUCCAACCUGUUUGGAAAAGCCUCCAAGAUUGAAAGACGGUACACCAGCCCGUGUCGAGGUCGAGAGCGACGGUGCAUGGUUACCGACUUCCACUGCUGGCAUUCUAAAGCCAGCGGUGAUCAUGUUUGGUGAGAAUAUUGAUCCGGCGGUUAAGACUGCGGCGGAAGAAGCCAUUGAUGAUGCUGGGCGCUUGCUGGUGCUGGGCAGCAGUCUUGCCACCUAUUCGGCCUGGCGUCUGGUGGAACGAGCAUAUAAACGAGGCAUGCCCAUCGGGAUUAUCAAUGUAGGGGGCGUGCGCAAUGAAGCCAUGCUCUUUGGCCAAUUGGGCUCGGGCCUUGAGAAGGAGUUUGGUGCUCAUGUUCGCUGCAGCCAUCCCGCCCAGGCCAUCCUCCCGACCGUGGUCUCGGGCCUACCCAGGAAUCACCUGAAAUGA